UUGGGGUCCUCCCUCCCCCCGACCUUGGCCAAGUCCCAGGUGAGCAGCGUCCGGAAGAACCUGAAGCUGCACCUGCUCAGCGUCCUGCGCCACCCCUGCUCGGGGGACUUCACCCCCCAGAUCACCACCCUGCUGGUGGACCUGGGCACCCAGCAGGCCGAGAUCUCCCGCUCCAUGCCCGCCCCCCGCGACGCCCGCAAGCGCCCGCGCGACGACCCCGACGCCGCCCUCAAGAAGAUCAAGAUGGAGCCUCCACUGGGUGAAGAUGAUGAGGACAAAGACCUGGAGGUGCCACCACUGACCACCCCCAAGGCCACUGGUCAAACCAACGUCCCCUCAGACACCGACAUCACGGCCGAGUUCCUCCAGCCCCUCCUGACCCCAGAGAACGUGGCCAACCUGGUGUUGAUCAGCAUGGUGUACCUGCCCGAGGCCAUGCCUGCCUCCUUCCAGGCCACCUACACCCCGGUGGAGUCGGCGGGGACCGAGGCCCAGAUCAAGCACCUGGCUCGUCUGAUGGCCACCCAGAUGACAGCAGCAGGGCUGGGGCCAGGGGUGGAGCAGACCAAGCACCUGAAGGAGGAGCCCAAGGAGGAGAAGUUGGCCAAGCCCGAGAGCGUGGUGAUCAAGCGGCGGCUGUCGGCGCUGGCGCAGGGCCAGGCCAUCUCCGUCCUGGGCUCCCAGGGGGCGGCCACCAACCCCCUGGAGGACGAAGCCCCCCAGGCCAAGAGGCGCCCGGAACCCAUCAUCCCGGCCACCCAGCCCAGACUGGCCGGGGCUGGGGGCAGGAAGAAGAUCUUCCGCUUGGCCGACGUGCUGAAGCCGCUGAGCGAGAUGCAGGUGGAGAAGCUCAAACUCGGCGCCGUCAAGCGGAUCCUGCGCGCCGAGCGCGCCGUGGCCUGCGGGGGGGCUGCCCAGGCCCGUGUGAAGAUCUUGGCCUCCCUGGUGACCCAGUUUGAGGUUCCCCUGAAGAGUGAGGUCCUGAGCUUCAUCCUGGAGGACAUCAGGGGCCGCCUGGACUUGGCCUUUGCCUGGCUCUUCCAGGAGUACAACUCCUACCUGAGCAGAGCUCCUGCCGGGGGCCUGGAACGUUAUGACGAGUGUCUGAUCGGGCUCCUGGCCGGGCUGCAGGAGAAACCUGACCAGAAGGAUGG
Molecule: messenger RNA, 1154 nt
Organism: Chaetura pelagica (chimney swift)
Lineage: Eukaryota; Metazoa; Chordata; Aves; Apodiformes; Apodidae
Gene: SYMPK
Product: symplekin
Exons: 6
Cellular component (GO): mRNA cleavage and polyadenylation specificity factor complex
Source: RefSeq, a predicted model, not a curated record